Chionomys nivalis (European snow vole) is the source of this 561-nucleotide messenger RNA. RefSeq names its product polyubiquitin. Gene Ontology annotation, cellular component: nucleus; cytoplasm. The transcript has a single exon. Gene Ontology annotation, biological process: modification-dependent protein catabolic process; protein ubiquitination. NCBI's taxonomy places the organism in Eukaryota, Metazoa, Chordata, Mammalia, Rodentia, Cricetidae. The coding region runs from base 88 to 549 and encodes 153 amino acids. The record is from RefSeq and is a predicted model, not a curated record. Gene Ontology annotation, molecular function: ubiquitin protein ligase binding; protein tag activity.
GCUUUGUGCGGUCCGGAGGUCUUCGCGUCCCGGUGUUUCUACGUGCUCGGCGUUUUCUCGUUUCAUCACAUUCGUUAACGGGUCAAAAUGCAAAUCUUCGUGAAGACCCUGACCGGCAAGACCAUCACCCUGGAGGUGGAGCCCAGUGACACCAUCGAGAACGUCAAGGCCAAGAUCCAGGACAAAGAGGGCAUCCCCCCUGACCAGCAGCGACUCAUCUUUGCUGGCAAGCAGCUGGAAGAUGGCCGCACUCUCUCCGAUUACAACAUCCAGAAAGAGUCCACUCUGCACCUGGUCCUCCGUCUCCGGGGUGGCAUGCAGAUCUUCGUGAAGACCCUGACCGGCAAGACCAUCACCCUGGAGGUAGAGCCCAGUGACACCAUCGAGAACGUGAAGGCCAAGAUCCAGGAUAAAGAGGGCAUCCCCCCUGACCAGCAGCGACUCAUCUUUGCCGGCAAGCAGCUGGAAGAUGGCCGCACUCUUUCUGAUUACAACAUCCAGAAAGAGUCCACCCUGCACCUGGUCCUCCGUCUCAGGGGUGGCUAUUAAUUCUUCAGUCUG